AAUCUACUUAUUUUUUGAUGAGGCCAACAACUCAUCAUCUCGCUUUUCCCUUUCAGAAUCGCAAUCACUUCGGCGUCAUCGCACUGAACCUUACUCGCCGGAAAUCUCAGCCGGAGAAGUCACCGUUCACCAGAAACUGUGACAAAAUCGUUCAGGGUUUGUUGGGAUUGGAAUAGCAGAGAAGAUGAAGCAAGUAGUAGGAAUGGUGGUUUCAAAUAAGAUGCAGAAAUCGGUUGUUGUAGCAGUUGAUAGAUUGUUCCACCACAAAAUGUUCAACCGAUAUAUUAAGCGCACUUCGAAGUUUAUGGCUCAUGAUGAAAACAAUCUUUGCAACAUCGGUGACCGAGUUCGAUUGGAUUCUUCUAGGCCUCUGAGCAAGCAUAAACACUGGGUGGUUGCUGAAAUUCUUAAGAAAGCACGCAUAUAUGUUCCUCCCUCUGCAACAGUGUCUGAGAAUGCGAGCUCGAACUCUGUAGGACCUACAUCUACGUCAUAAAUUUGCUCAAGGACGAAUUUUAAUGUGGCAUAUUCCAAGGUUGGUUAGCUUGUUUGUUGAUGGGUUAGAAUCAGUCUUCUGGAACCUCAGAUGACAUAAGGUCUUAUUAGAUGUCAAGAUGUCAUAUUAUGUGAUCUCUAUUGCCAUUUGUGCAAUUGAAUUAUAGUGUAGGAUGAUUAUAAAAAGGUUUUGUAUGUCUGCAGAUUUCUGAUUUUCAAAAUAAUUGAUAAGAUAUUUAAAUGUGGUAUCUGUAUUA
This is a messenger RNA of Medicago truncatula (barrel medic), 752 nucleotides long. Its product is annotated as 30S ribosomal protein S17. Gene Ontology annotation, cellular component: ribosome. NCBI's taxonomy places the organism in Eukaryota, Viridiplantae, Streptophyta, Magnoliopsida, Fabales, Fabaceae. The coding region runs from base 185 to 496 and encodes 103 amino acids. Gene Ontology annotation, biological process: translation. The transcript is spliced from 4 exons. Gene Ontology annotation, molecular function: structural constituent of ribosome. The record is from RefSeq and is a predicted model, not a curated record.